Molecule: messenger RNA, 1895 nt
Organism: Zingiber officinale
Lineage: Eukaryota; Viridiplantae; Streptophyta; Magnoliopsida; Zingiberales; Zingiberaceae
Product: protein DETOXIFICATION 49-like
Exons: 1
Coding region: 119-1660 (513 amino acids)
Biological process (GO): xenobiotic detoxification by transmembrane export across the plasma membrane
Cellular component (GO): membrane
Molecular function (GO): antiporter activity; xenobiotic transmembrane transporter activity
Source: RefSeq, a predicted model, not a curated record
AGAGAAGGGAAGGGAAGAGAAGAAAAGAGAAGGCAAACAAGCUCGCUGAAUUCUGCAUUGAAUUGUAGAAAGAGAGGUAGAGGGAGAGGUAUCGUGCAAAGAAACAAAAAGGGGGGAGAUGGAGCAGAUCAUGUCACUGGAUGAGCCCAAUCUCAACCAGCACUUGAUAACGCCGAAGCCAUGGAUCCAGAAGAACGCCAGCCCAAAAGAGGCGCCACUGCUCGAGCCCAGAACGGAGGUGGCCCAGCUGAUGGUGGAGGCCAAGCGCAUCCUUGAGAUCGCCUCGCCCAUGGCACUCGCCGGUCUCCUGCUCUACUCCCGCUCCCUCGUCUCCAUGAUCUUCCUCGGCCGCCUCGGACGCCUCCCUCUAGCCGGCGGUGCACUCGCCAUUGGCUUCGCCAACAUCACCGGCUACUCCGUCCUCUCUGGCCUCGCCAUGGGCAUGGAGCCCCUCUGCGGCCAGGCCGUAGGCGCCCGUCGGCUAGCCCUCCUUGGCCCUGCCCUCCAUCGCGCCAUCCUCCUCCUCCUCGCGGCUUCCCUCCCCAUCACCGCCCUCUGGUUCACGAUGCGUCAUAUUCUCCUCCUCUGCGGCCAGGACCCUGACAUCGCCGCCGCAGCUUACGACUUCGUUCUCGCUUCCAUCCCCGACCUGCUGCUUCAAUCCUUCAUCCAUCCCAUCCGCAUCUUCCUUCGUUCACAAUCCAUCACCCUCCCACUCACCUACGCCGCCGCUGCCGUAGCCCUCCUGCACCUCCCCCUCAACUACGCCCUCGUCUUCUACCUACGCUUCGGCAUUCGUGGCGUCGCCCUCGCCUCCAUCUGCACCAAUCUCAUCUUCAUUCUCCUCCUCCUCCUCUAUAUCUACUUCUCCGGCGUCCACCGACAAACUGCGGUACUCGAUAUUUCGACCGAUUGUUUCAAGGGAUGGGGCUCUAUGCUAAAUUUGGCGAUUCCUAGCGCCAUCUCUGUGUGCCUCGAGUGGUGGUGGUAUGAAAUCAUGGUCCUCCUUUGUGGCCUCCUACUCGACCCUAAAUCCGCCGUCGCCUCUAUGGGCAUUCUCAUCCAGACCACCUCUCUCAUCUACACUUUCCCAUCCUCCCUCAGCUUCGGCGUCUCCACCCGCGUCGCCAAUGAGCUCGGCGCCUACCGCCCGGCCCGUGCCCGUCGCGCUGCCACCGUCGGCCUCGCCUGCGGCUUCAUUCUAGGGAUGCUUGCGCUUGCGUUCACUGUGGUCGUUCGGCACGCCUGGGCACAGAUGUUCACGCCCGACGCGGCCAUAGCUGCGCUCACAUCUGCUGUGCUCCCCAUGGUUGGGGCUUGCGAACUGGGAAACUGCCCGCAGACCACUGGGUGCGGGGUGCUGCGAGGGAGCGCGAGGCCGCGCGCCGGGGCCAACAUAAACCUAGGGUCGUUCUACGCUGUGGGAAUGCCGGUGGCGGUUGCGCUAGCGUUCUGGGCUGGGUGGGACUUCUCCGGGCUUUGGUUCGGCAUGCUGGCGGCGCAAUCCGCGUGCGUCGUGCUGAUGUUGCUCGUCGUCCUCCGCACCGACUGGGAGCUGCAGGCACAACGGGCGCAACUGCUUGUCGGCGGACAACUCGACGCCGCCGCCACCGACAAAGCAAUCGUGGUGGUGAUAGUGCUGGAAGACAAUAACAGUUAGAAACAAGCAGAACCAAUGCUCAAAGGCAAUGCUAACGUACUAUGAUUCAUCAAACCUAUAGCUUUAUAAUUCUCUCUUCUUUUUCACAUAUUAUUUUCAAAUUUCUAUAAUUUUUGCGAUCUCUUGUCGAAUGAAUUAAGUGGGAAACAGAUCAGAUAUAAAACUAUUUGAAGUGAAAAACAGGAACAUUGGAUUAAUGCAUUUAUGGUCAAGCCGGGCUGUAUCACCAGUUAAU